This is a messenger RNA of Fonsecaea pedrosoi CBS 271.37, 1446 nucleotides long. RefSeq lists its product as uncharacterized. Gene Ontology annotation, molecular function: aldehyde dehydrogenase (NAD+) activity. Bases 1 to 1446 code for a protein of 481 amino acids. Lineage: Eukaryota; Fungi; Ascomycota; Eurotiomycetes; Chaetothyriales; Herpotrichiellaceae. The transcript is spliced from 5 exons. The record is from RefSeq and is a predicted model, not a curated record.
AUGAACGGUACCACAGAGCUCGAUGUGUUCGAAAACUACUUCAACACGAUCGACGGAAAGCUGAGGGACACGUCAGCAAAGCGACAUGGAAUAAACCCGGCCACCGGCGAAGCGCUUGCAGACGUCCCAGUCGCGACGAAAGAUGACGUUGAUGACAGUGUCGAAGCGGCCAGAAGAGCUUUCAAGACUUGGUCCAAGUUGCCAUACAAGGAGCGGAAAGCGGCCGUGGAAAGUUUUGCGUCGGCCAUUGAGCAACUGGGCAAUAGUUUGACGAGGCUGUUGACCAUCGAACAGGGCAAGCCGAUGGUUGUGGCUCGCUCUGAGCUCCGAGCAGGCGUCGAUCGAAUGCGGUCCGCUGCUAAAAUACAUAUCGUAGACGAAGUGGUGUGGGAAGAUGAGAGAAAACAAUGCAUUUUGCGCUACGUGCCUUUGGGAGUUUGCGUGGGAAUCGUCCCCUGGAACUUCCCCGUCAGUCUCGCGUGCCAGAAGAUUGCGCCUGCCCUGAUGGCGGGCAAUACCAUGAUCGUGAAGCCGUCUCCGUUCACGCCUUACUGCACCCUGAAGAUCGGAGAGCUGGCCCAGCGCUUCUUUCCUCCUGGCGUGCUGCAAGUCUUGAGCGGCGACGACCAGCUCGGUCCCUGGCUGACCGAGCAUCACGAUGUCGACAAGAUCAGUUUCACCGGCUCGACGGCUACGGGAAAGGCCAUCAUGCGCAGUGCAAGCGGCACGUUGAAGAGAGUGACACUAGAACUUGGAGGCAACGAUGCGUCGAUCGUAUGUCCGAGUGUCGACAUAAAAGAAGUAGCACCAAAGAUCGCCACAUUUAGUUUCGUGAACUCUGGUCAAGUAUGCCUGGCCAUCAAGCGCGUGUACGUGCAUGAGUCCAUUUACGAUGAAUUUCUCGAGGCCAUAGUCGCAUACACCAAGGCCCUACGGAGCGGUGACGGCCUGACGGAAGGGGUAUUCGUGGGCCCUCUGCAAAACGAUAUGCAAUUCCAGAAAGCACAAGACUUCUUGCGUAAUAUCCAGAAAGACAACCUUCGCGUCGUCACGGGAGAUCCGACAGCUGUCGAAAAAGCAGGCUAUUUUAUCAAACCCACCAUCAUUGACCGACCGGAUGAGUCGUCUCAGAUCGUUCAAGAGGAGCCCUUUGCUCCUAUCCUCCCCAUCUUAUCCUGGACGGACGAGGCCGAGGUCAUUGACCGGGCCAACAACUCCAAAAUGGGGCUGGGCGCAUCAGUCUGGACCCGGGAUCUCGAACAGGCCGACCGCAUUGCAGGGCAAUUGGAAGCUGGCAGUGUCUGGAUCAAUAGCCACAUGGAGCUCAAUCCGAUGGCGCCUUUUGGCGGACACAAGCAGAGUGGGAUUGGCCACGAGAUGGGCAUUCAAGGCCUGAAGCUGUAUUGCAACACAAAGACCAUUUUCCGGCCCAAGUCGCAACCAUAA